This is a messenger RNA of Paramacrobiotus metropolitanus, 333 nucleotides long. RefSeq lists its product as uncharacterized. The coding region runs from base 1 to 333 and encodes 110 amino acids. Lineage: Eukaryota; Metazoa; Tardigrada; Eutardigrada; Parachela; Macrobiotidae. Gene Ontology annotation, molecular function: zinc ion binding. The transcript has 2 exons. The record is from RefSeq and is a predicted model, not a curated record.
AUGGCACUUCUACGCGAUGAAAAGAAAAACACGUUGGAAGGGCUGUUCGAAAUAUUCAAGGAAAGAAAUAAUGACAGUGUCGAGGGUAUUCAAUGUAUCUUUGUGGUUAAAGACUUUGCACAAAUUGCCGCCCUGGAAAAAUCGUUUCCUGCAGCGCCUGUAUUAUUGCGUGCUUUUCACACCAUGAAAGCUUGGAAGACAAAAAUAGCAACGUAUACGUGCUCGUGUUAUACAAAAUGCAAAUUUGGUUUGCCUUGCCGGCAUAUUCUUUAUUUACGAAAGGUCGGCCAAAUGAGGGAGGCCGGUUUAAAACGUUUAACAAAAAGAACCUGA